Messenger RNA from Archocentrus centrarchus (flier cichlid), 1848 nucleotides. RefSeq names its product forkhead box A2 (gene foxa2). The coding region runs from base 210 to 1451 and encodes 413 amino acids. Lineage: Eukaryota; Metazoa; Chordata; Actinopteri; Cichliformes; Cichlidae. Gene Ontology annotation, biological process: cell differentiation; anatomical structure morphogenesis; regulation of transcription by RNA polymerase II. The transcript is spliced from 2 exons. Gene Ontology annotation, molecular function: transcription factor binding; RNA polymerase II cis-regulatory region sequence-specific DNA binding; protein domain specific binding. The record is from RefSeq and is a predicted model, not a curated record.
UAUAACACAGCGUUAACAGCACGGAGCGUCAUUUGAACUCCAGUCACUGACAGACGCAUUUCACGGCUGGCUCCAUAAGACACACAUGCGCCAGUCCUUGACGAGGGGACACACCGACGACCUAAAUAUACUCAGUAGUCCCCAGUUACCUGCUAUUAGAGAGACUUUUGGCUUUCCCUCUGCUGGGAGACGCUUUGUGAAAGUCCUCCAUGAUGCUUGGAGCAGUUAAAAUGGAAGGACACGAACACACCGACUGGAGCACCUACUACGGAGAGCCCGAGUGUUACACCUCGGUUGGCAACAUGAACGCGGGCCUGGGAAUGAACUCUAUGAAUACCUACAUGAGCAUGUCCGGCAUGAGCACCACUGCCAACAUGACGGCCAACUCCAUGAACAUGUCAUACGUCAACACGGGCAUGAGCCCCUCCAUGACCGGCAUGUCACCGGGAACCGGAGCCAUGAACGGCAUGGGCGCGGGGAUGACGGCAAUGAGCGCAGCGCUGAGCCCCAGUAUGAGCCCCAUGACUGCGCAGCCCGCGUCCAUGAACGCCUUAACAUCGUACUCAAACAUGAACGCCAUGAGCCCGAUAUACGGACAGUCUAACAUCAACAGGUCCAGAGACCCUAAGACCUACCGGAGGAGCUACACGCACGCCAAACCCCCGUAUUCCUACAUUUCUCUCAUCACCAUGGCCAUCCAGCAGUCUCCGAGUAAGAUGCUCACUCUAGCCGAGAUCUACCAGUGGAUAAUGGACCUCUUCCCGUUUUACCGACAGAACCAGCAGCGCUGGCAGAACUCCAUUCGCCACUCUUUAUCUUUCAAUGACUGUUUCGUCAAAGUGCCCAGGUCGCCGGAUAAACCGGGGAAAGGCUCGUUUUGGACUCUCCACCCGGACUCCGGAAACAUGUUCGAGAACGGCUGCUACCUGAGGAGGCAGAAACGCUUCAAGUGCGACAAGAAGAUGAAGGAACCGGGCCGCAAGUCGGGAGACGGCGGCUCCUCCAACAGCAGCUCAGAGAGCUGCAACGGUAACGAGUCCCCGCUCUCCAACUCCUCCUCCAGCGACCACAAAAGGUCCCUGUCGGACAUGAAGACGAGCCAGGCCCUGAGCCCGGAGCACACCGCUGCUAGCCCGGUGACGCAGGGGCAGCACCUCAUGUCUCAGCAUCACUCGGUUCUUGCGCACGAAGCCCACCUGAAGCCGGAGCACCACUACUCCUUUAACCAUCCUUUCUCCAUAAAUAACCUCAUGUCCUCGGAGCAGCAACAUCACAAAAUGGACUUAAAGACUUACGAGCAGGUGAUGCAUUACUCUGGCUACGGCUCUCCCAUGGCCGGACCUCUUUCCAUGGGCUCCAUGGCGGGGAAAGCCGGUCUGGAUUCUUCAUCCAUACCUGACACAGCUUACUACCAAGGUGUCUAUUCCAGACCCAUCAUGAACUCCUCAUAAACUCUUUAUCCAUCCAUGUGAUGUGGACUUUCUCCCCGUUCACUUUGUACAUUUGUAAAACAAAAAAAAAAAAGUAUAGACUUUGUGUACAAUAUGUAUUUCAGAUAUUUUUGACGUUUGCCACCGUUUUAGUUGUCGAGUUUGUUAGUAGCCUAAUUAUUUUGAGAGGAUGCUGAUAUUAAUGAUUAAAACACUGAUAAUGUGACAGAAUCUGCCCAGACGUUGGCUUCAGGAAUGGACCCAAAGACAACCAACAACAACUUAUCUGUAAAAUAACGAGCGUCUGCAUAUCCGGACUCCAGCGGAUCGAAAAGCUGGAUUUGUUCAAUCAUUUGUGUAAUUCCUAUUUAUGGCUUGUAUAUGUGUAUUCUUGUAGUGACAAGAACAGAAUCUAUAU